Molecule: messenger RNA, 1120 nt
Organism: Calliphora vicina (urban bluebottle blowfly)
Lineage: Eukaryota; Metazoa; Arthropoda; Insecta; Diptera; Calliphoridae
Gene: P5cr
Product: Pyrroline 5-carboyxlate reductase
Exons: 4
Coding region: 117-959 (280 amino acids)
Biological process (GO): L-proline biosynthetic process
Molecular function (GO): pyrroline-5-carboxylate reductase activity
Source: RefSeq, a predicted model, not a curated record
UAGCCGGUUGCGUAUUUCGGUGUAUUACUAAAGAAAAUUGUGGAAAAUAUAGAUUAAAAUUAAUUUGUAGUGUUAAAUUAUUAUAAAAAAGCGGCUUGUUACUUUUAAUUAUAGAAAUGGCCAAACUCGACGAAAAAAUUGGUUUUAUUGCUGGCGGCAACAUGGCAUUUGCCAUUGGCUCUGGCCUCAUCAAUCAAGGCAUUGUUAAAGCUGGACAAGUAUUCGUCUCUGGUCCAAACUUAGAAAAUUUGCAACGCUGGCGUGAUAUUGGAGUAGCAACCACAGAAGACAACAAUGUUAUUGUAGAAAAAACUGAUAUUAUAUUUAUAUGUGUAAAACCCCAUAUAUUGACACCUUGCGCCAUGCAAUUACGGAAUAAUCAUACAAGAACGGCCAAGGAUAAAGAUAAAUUGUUUGUGUCUGUGUUGGCUGGAGUUAAUUUAAAGGACUUGGAAGAGAGUUUCUCUUUCAUAGAUUGUUUGAAAAUGAUUAGAACUAUGCCCAAUACACCCAUGCAAGUGGGUGAAGGUUGCACUGUUUAUACAGCUGGCUCUUAUAUAGUGCAACAGGAUUUGGAAAAAGUCCACUUAAUGUUGAAUUCUCUGGGUAUAGCCCAACAAGUACCCGAAUCAAUGAUUGAUGCCGUGUCGGGGGUAUCUGGCUGUGGCCCUGCCUUUGUUUAUACCAUUAUCGAGGCUUUGGCAGAUGGUGCUGUCAAAAAUGGUGUUCCCCGACAAAUGGCAUUGCAGUUUGCUACACAAACUGUAUUGGGAGCUGCUAAGACUGUUAUGAUUACGGGUAAACAUCCCGCCGUAUUAAGAGAUGAAGUUUGCUCUCCCGGCGGUGCCACCAUUGUGGGAGUACAUGAAUUGGAAAAAGGAAAUUUAAGAUCUACCCUUAUGAAUGCUGUUGAAAAAGCAUCCCAGCGAGCCGCUGAACUCGGACGUAAAGGUAAAUAAGUCAACUUUGGAUUAAUUAUAUGGCCUUCGAGGUUUCUAAUAUAUGUUUUAUGUUGAAUAAAUAAAAAAACAACUGUUUCCAUUUUUGGCUUGAGGCUAUUAACAAUAUAAUAGUCCUUCGUUUUUAAAAAUUUCAAGCUUAAACUACAUAUAACUAAAAA